Molecule: messenger RNA, 2045 nt
Organism: Aplysia californica (California sea hare)
Lineage: Eukaryota; Metazoa; Mollusca; Gastropoda; Aplysiida; Aplysiidae
Exons: 1
Coding region: 291-686 (131 amino acids)
Source: RefSeq, a predicted model, not a curated record
CAACAGCUGUGAGACCCUGACGCCAUUGCCAGAUAUGUUGCUGACAAGCCUUCAUUGUGAUACGUAGCACUUAGUGAAUAAUACCAACAGACCCCGAAAAAACCUGUUUCAUUUCUGCGUGCAGUCUAGAACAAUAUACCUGAGCAGGGGAUAUUAAAAGGGGCCGUUUACUGUAAUAUCAGAACUAUUAAUAUUGGUAGAUUGCCACAGAAUAGAUUAUCACACAGGAUUUGGUUGUUUGUAUACCAAAGUACGUCGGGAGAUUUCUCUGCGGAUUGACCUCAAGAACCAUGGGCUCCGGCCGGGUGUACCUUCCCAACUUCCCGCCACCUCGGCCCCUGAGGAUCACUCUGACCUCUCCAGUACGGAAGACGUCCGUCUAUGACCUCAAAGGCGACACGAAAACACAGAACGACCACCGCAAGCCCCAACUCCUCCGCGCCGUCGUGUUUGAGGAAGAAAUGCGAGACAUCGUCUCCCGCCUCACCAGACCCACCAUGGCCUCGCGCAUGCGCGCCAUAAACUUCCGCCCAGAGACGCAGUACACGUACGUGGACAUGGGCUCCUACAAAUGGUCCAAGAUGCAGAUCUACGCGGACUAUCAGCGACAUAUGUACAACAACAACGGCUCAGUCAGGAGUGGCUUCAAACGAACUGUCAAAGCCAACUACAGACCUUUCGUUUAACCAGGACUUUUGUAGUUAGAAACACCCGUUUCCUGUUGAAAGUUAACGUCUUGACGCUUAAAUGACCCAACAAUGUGCCUCUAGCGCCGUAGAACAAAUACCCUAACUAGCUUAGUAGUAUGCCAUACGGCCCAGGCUCGUCUUGACAAGUAGGGAUGAGGCAUCCAACUUCCCAAAUGCUCCUAUGUGACAUUUGAAAUGUAAAUUACUGACACAUUUUUGUCUUUACAAAACUAUCAAACAUUUUUUUUCCGAUUUCUAGCUUUCCUUCGGUUUUGAAGAUCCUCUUUUCAGUGAAAGGAAAACCUAACUAGGUCAGACGCCGUGUAAUCCAUUUCAAACACAAUUCGUUUUGCCCCUAGUCAGGACUUGGCUGAGGGGACUUGUUCCAGCGCCAACGAGGAACACGAUCCAGGUCCCAUGAGGAUUCCAACCUAGAUCAUCCGCGUUAUAGAUAAACUUCGAAAUGUGUCAGGAUAUUCAAAUUUUAGACACCAUUAAUUAUUUAUACUUUGUCAAGUUUUUUUUAACCUGUAGCUUAAGACGGCAGAAGCUUUUUUGCCUGAAGGGUAAGGCGUUUCAUGUCCGGUGAUUGGUGGGCGACACUGUUUUGCGACAGCCUCCUUUACUUUCCGUUUAUUGAUUCUGUCUCUACACAUUUCUUGUUUAAUUUAACCCUUUGAGCCCUGACCUCCUAAGGCAACCGUGCCCCCCCCCUCUGCUUGAGCUCCUGAGUGAUAUGUUACUAACAUUCAUGUGAUCAUCACAUUCACAUGGUUGUCCUCGUCAUUACUAGCAUCAUCUAAUUCAGAAAGAUCUUAAAAAUAAUCAGGAACAUCUCAAGUAGUAAACACAGUUUCCCGCUGUCGUUUUGUACCAAGCAAACCUGUUUGCGUUUAAGGUCUCGCUCACUGCUUUGCUGGUGGUUAGGUAUACGGGCAGUUGUACCCGCCACCGGUGAGGGCUCAAAGGGUUAACCCCCUUUGACCACCAUAAUUUGACCUUUGAAAAUGUUUGUAAAUGUCAACUGCCAUGCCUAAUGUGAUAUUUGAGUCGAGGAAUUCCAGCCUGCUAUUUCUACUUCUAAAGUGCCAAGAGCUCGAUAACAUCCUCUCUUAAUUAAGAGCAUGGAAAACUGUCUUCUUCGUUCACGCGUCGUAGCUUUUUAUUUGAUUGUUCCUGAAGGCACGUAAAUGCUUUUACAGCUUAAGCUUUUUACUAGAUCUGUGAGGGUAGCUUUAAGCUGCUUUCUUGAUAGUAGCAGUAAGUAGAAAAGAAAACCCACAACUCUUUUCUCUGUUUACCAGCGUGGUGAAAGAACGUACUUACCGUCACUCACUCACUCACUCACUCACUCAC